UAGGGCGCUGGUCGGCUCCGAAACCCCGAAGAAGAGGAAGAAGAAGACCGUAGAAGAAGUGGAGUGGACGUAUCAACGAUUGAGGCCGAGGCGAUUUGACUUAGCCAGCGGAAAGGAAAACCGUUAUCGGCGAAGGGUGUCCAAACUAAAAAUCCACGAGAGGACUUGAGUCCCAAAAUACGAAAAAGGUCAAAACAUUGUUGAAGACAAAUAGAGGACAAAAAGAGAAAAAUGGCCUCUUCAGCGGUUGCUAAAUCCUCUAAGUACACGUAUCGCUCUACCGGUGGUGCGGGUACUGCCGAUGUUAGCAUCGAAUAUAGCGCCGACCUGAGCGCUCUCAGCAGACUCGAGGACAAAAUCCGCCUACUACAGGAUGACCUGGAAUCUGAGAGAGAGCUGCGUCAGAGGAUCGAACGCGAGCGCGCUGAUUUAAGCGUGCAAGUCAUCCAAUUGUCCGAACGUCUCGAAGAGGCUGAGGGUGGCGCCGAAUCUCAAUUUGAGAUUAACAAGAAGAGGGACACGGAAUUGGCCAAGCUGCGUAAACUACUCGAAGAUGUACAUCUUGAGAGUGAGGAGACCGCACAUCUCUUGCGCAAAAAGCAUCAGGAAGUCGUCGUCGACUUUCAAGAUCAGAUUGAUCAGCUUUCUAAAGCACGUGCCAGAGCUGAUAAGGAAAAAUCGAAAUUUAAGACGGGUCUCCUCGCUCAACUUGACAAUGUUACUAAAGAAAAGUUGAUGUCAAUAAAAACAGUCGAGAAACUCGAGAUACACAUAUCUGAAUUGAACGUCAAAAUCGAGGAAUUAAACCGUACGAUUGUCGAUAUCACUAGUCAUAAAACUCGGCUGUCUCAAGAGAAUAUUGAAUUAGUCAAAGAGGUGCAAGAUCUCAAGGUGAACAUCGAGAACGUUACCUAUCUAAAGACGCAAAUCGCGGGUCAACUUGACGAUGCUCGUCGUCGUCUUGAAGAUGAAGAACGUCGUCGUGCGUUGAUCGAAGCUUCUUUGCACCAGGUCGAAGUGGAAUUGGAAUCCGUUCGCGUCCAGUUGGAAGAAGAAUCUGAAGCACGUCUAGAUAUCGAACGUCAAUUGGUCAAAGCUAAUGGAGAAGUCUCAGUAUGGAGGUCAAAGUAUGAAACCGAGGCUAACGCUCGUAUCGAAGAGGUAGAAGAACUUCGUCGCAAAUAUUCUGCUCGCAUCCAAGAACAAGAAGAACAAAUCGAAACCUUGCUUGUAAAGAUCAAUAAUCUCGAGAAGCAGAAAUCGCGCUUGCAAUCUGAAGUAGAGGUCUUGAUUAUUGACUUAGAAAAGGCCAAUGGAACUGCUCGUGAACUUCAAAAACGUGUUGAACAUCUUGAGAAGAUCAAUAUAGAAUUAAAGACUCGCUUGGACGAAUCCCUCGCCAUGUAUGAGCAAAGCCAGCGCGAUCUUCGCAAUAAACAACAAGAACUGCAACGUGUAAAUGCUGAACUCGAUAAGACUCGUGAAUUGAAAGAUCAAUUGGCCCGUGAGAACAAGAAACUUGGAGAUGACCUUAGCGACGCAAAGAAUCAAUUGGCUGACAUGAAUCGCAGACUCCAUGAAUUAGAGUUGGAACUUCGCCGAUUGGAGAAUGAACGCGAAGAAUUAGCUGCUGCCUACAAGGAAGCUGAAGCAGUGAGUAACCAAUCAUAUUCCAAGCGAAUCGCUUCAAAAUCAUCUUUACCAGAACUUGAAAAAAGAAUAGAAUUACCUGAAUUACCCUGGUCUGACAGCAAAGUUUUGUGGGAAGACAAAAAAGUGCAACCCUAUACGAGAGAUGAUCUUAUUAAAUAUGCAAUUGACGCUGAGGACGAAGCCAGAGAUCACCUAUCUCGUUUUAAGAUAGCAAAUCGCUCGGACUUCAGCCUGGCCAAGACCGUGCAGGCCAGCCGCGUGACCAAGGAGAUUUUUCCACGUACUGGAAAGGACCUGAAAAGACUACCCAUGCCGUUGAUGUUUGCCAGCACUCGUGCCCGCAGCGAGAUGAAGGAGAUCCAGCAAGAAGCGAUAAGCAAUAUUAAGCUGCAGGCGUUGAAAGAUGUUCGGAUGAUGACCGAGGUGAAUGACGCGUUGAAGCAUGCUAAAAGUCUUCGUGGAAAAUCUGCGAAAGCAAUAGAAUUUCAUCUGAGGACAGAAGCGCUGAAGAAUCUGUCCAAGAGCCAGGAGUUGGCUGAUAUCCGGAAAUUUCAAAAGGAAACCGUGAAUUCUCUCUGGGACGACACGGUACGCAGCAGAUUGAUGAACGAAAGGGCCAAGGUUCUAAUUGAUGAGGACAAGUUGACGCAGCCACUUAAUACGCUCAGCAGAGAGCUGCGCGGAUUCGAGCAGAAGUCCAACAAUUAUUUUCUAGAUAAGAGAAUAUUUAUUAAAACAGAGAGAAUAAAAAGUCUAUUUGAUAUGUUUACAUCGAAUGAAAUUAAUAGUAAACAGACCAGCAUCGAAAUCGAGCAGCUAAAUGCCCGCGUGGUGGAAGCUGAGACGAAGUUAAAGACCGAAGUUCAGCGUAUAAAGAAGAAGCUCCAGAUUCAAAUCACCGAGCUCGAAUUGUCCUUGGAUGUCGCCAACAAGAACAACAUUGAUUUGCAGAAGACUAUUAAGAAGCAGUCUCUCACUUUGACGGAAUUACAAGCUCAUUACGACGAAAUACAGCGCCAGUUGCAAGUAACCCUGGAUCAAUUGGGCAUUAGUCAACGUCGUCUCCAAUCAUUGACGGCUGAGCUCGAGGAAGUCCGCGGUAAUUACGAAUCUGCCCUGCGUGCAAAGAGAACUGUUGAGCAACAAUAUGAGGAAUCGGUUAGCCGCAUCAACGAGCUAACUACAAUCAAUGUAAACCUCGCUUCAUCAAGGGCUAAACUGGAGCAAGAACUAGCCACUUUGGCUGGAGAUUACGAAGAGGUCACUAAAGAAUUGCGAGUUAGCGAUGAGAGAUAUCAGAGAGUACAGAAUGAACUCAAGCAUACCGUUGAGAUUCUCCAUGAGGAACAAGAGCGUAUUGUCAAAAUUGAGGCUAUCAAGAAAUCGCUGGAGAUUGAGGUAAAAAAUUUGUCCGUGAGAUUGGAAGAGGUUGAGGCUAACGCCAUUGUUGGAGGCAAGCGCAUCAUCAGCAAGCUCGAAGCCAGGAUUCGUGAUCUGGAACUCGAGUUGGACGAAGAAAAACGUCGACACGCUGAGACUGUAAAGAUACUUCGUAAGAAGGAGCGUAACAUUAAGGAGGUAAUGAUUCAAGUUGAAGAGGAUGCGAAGAACAUCGCUCUGCUGCAGGAAUCAUUUGACAAAGCAUCCCAGAAAGUUAGCAUCUACAAGAGACAGCUGCAGGAACAAGAAGGCAUGUCCCAACAAAGUGUCACCAGGGUCCGCCGAUUCCAAAGAGAACUCGAGGCCGCGGAGGAUCGCGCCGACACGGCAGAGAGCAAUUUGAGCCUGAUCCGCGCCAAACACCGCAGCUUUGUCACCACUUCAACCGUGCCCGGUUCCCAGGUAUACCUCGUCCAGGAGACGAGGCAGGAUCUGUAAAAUAAUCACCGUCAUCUUACCCUUUGCCACUUCGAACGUCGUCGUCUUUAUAAACGCACAAUUGAACAUCCUACGAGAAAAGAAGAAAGAAGAGGAUGCGAUCAAUCAUCACAAAAAGGCCGAGAAAGAGAGAGAGAAAGAGAGAGAAAGAGAAAGAGUUUUCAACGGGCCGCAAACGUGUUAUUUUCAAGGGGUUUAAAUUGGAGCAACCAGAAUACGCACCUAUAAACAUAUGAAUAUCGAUACGAAUAUAGUGCUCACUGUCACGUAACGACCCGUCGUAAAUUCGAAAUUACUUGGCCAACGAAAUGCGAUACAUCGCAACGAAAACAUUACAUUAAAAAAAAAAUUAAUGCUCACUAUUUAAGAGAUUUAUUAAAGAGAUUUAUCAAAAACGUUAAAAUUAUAAGAAUCAAUAUAUUGUUUAAUAAAUGAUUAAAUAAAAUUUAACGAUCUUCUCGUCCCAAUUAUGUGAAUAUAAUCGAACGUAAGAGCAGAGAAAAUAUAAAAAGUUCAAGAAGAAAACAAUGGUAAUUUACGUCCUUCUAUACGCGCGUGUCGCAAUUGUAUUUAAAUGAAUAAUUUUAAUUCUAUUCUAUUACUAUAUAGAUAGGUAACUAUUGCCCAUAUACAUGACUCUCACUAUACAACAUACACAAUAACCUGUGUCAACAUUAAUUUAAUAAAUAAAGUGAAACACGUACGUACGAAAA
Acromyrmex echinatior (Panamanian leafcutter ant) is the source of this 4244-nucleotide messenger RNA. RefSeq names its product paramyosin, long form. The record is from RefSeq and is a predicted model, not a curated record. Gene Ontology annotation, cellular component: bicellular tight junction; myosin complex. Lineage: Eukaryota; Metazoa; Arthropoda; Insecta; Hymenoptera; Formicidae.